AGACGGUGGCCGCCGCCGCUCCCGCCGCCUCUCUGCGCCGCUUCCUCCUCCUCCGCCGCGGCUGCGAUGUGACUCUCCUCUCCUUUUUCGGCCCGCCUCAGCUGCGCGGCGAAGAUGGCGGAGGAGGGUCGGCAACAUCUGAUGACCAUGAAUUUGACCCAACGGCUGACAUGCUGGUUCAUGAUUUUGAUGAUGAAAGAACAUUAGAAGAGGAAGAAAUGAUGGAAGGUGAAACAAACUUCAAUUCUGAGAUUGAAGAUCUUACCAGGGAAGGUGAUAUGCCAAUUCAUGAACUACUUAGCCUUUAUGGCUAUGAUGGUACUGUACCGCUACCAGAAGAAGAGGAAGAGGAGGAGGAGGAGGAGGAGGGUGAGGGUGAAGAUAAUGAUGACAACAGUGGCUUCAGUGGAGAAAAUAAAGAGGAGCCCAUAAAGGAUUCAUCUGGUCAGGAGGAUGAAACCCAGUCCUCCAAUGAUGACCCUGCACCAUCUGUUGUACAGGAGAUAAUUCGACCACGUCGGUGUAAAUACUUUGAUGCAAAUAGUGAAAUAGAAGAGGAAUCUGAAGAAGACGAAGAUUAUAUCCCUUCAGAAGACUGGAAAAAGGAAAUUAUGGUGGGUUCCAUGUUUCAAGCCGAAAUUCCAGCUGGAAUAUCUAAAUACAAAGAGAAUGAGAGAGUAUAUGAAAAUGAUGACCAGUUGCUGUGGAAUCCUGAUUACUUGACUGAAGAGAAAGUGAUUGAAUUCCUCAAUGAAGCUUCCAGACGAACUGGUGAUGAGAGAGGAAUAGAUGCAAUUCCUGAAGGAUCUCAUAUUAAAGACAAUGAACAGGCCUUGUAUGAAUUAGUAAAAUGCAAUUUUGAUACAGAAGAAGCACUGAGAAGAUUAAGAUUUAAUGUGAAAGCAGCUCGAGAAGAGCUAUCUGUCUGGACAGAAGAAGAAUGUAGAAAUUUUGAACAAGGUUUGAAGGCCUAUGGAAAGGAUUUUCACUUGAUACAAGCAAACAAGGUACGAACAAGAUCUGUUGGUGAAUGUGUAGCAUUUUAUUACAUGUGGAAAAAAUCAGAACGAUACGACUUCUUUGCUCAGCAAACACGAUUUGGUAAAAAGAAGUACAAUCUGCAUCCAGGUGUAACGGAUUACAUGGACCGCCUGUUAGAUGAAAGUGAAAGCGCCGCAUCCAGCCGGGCUCCCUCCCCUCCACCCACAACUUCUAACAGCAGUACCAGCCAUUCAGAAAGAGAAGAUAGUACAGCCAGCAACAGUAAUCAAAAUGGUAUAUCUACUAAUGGACCUGGUGAAUUAUGCAGUAAAGAAGAAGUGAAAAUUGAAGGAUUGCACAUGAAUGGACCAACAACUGGCAAAAAAAUGCCACUUGGGGAUUUUGAUACAAAUGGUUAUGAAAUGGAAGAUAUUUCCAAUCAUUCAAAACUUGCUCUUUCAAAUACAAGGAAUGAAAAUGAUUUUGAGGGAAAAAAUGAAAGGCCUGGGAAAAGGAGAAGAGUCAGCAGUAAUGGAAAGGAGAGUCCAGGAUCCUCAGAAAUUUUCCAAGAACCAGGGGCUCAUGGAAAGUUUGAAGAACAGGAGACUGUGGAUGACUGAGUGUUUGGUUUUAUUUCUUUGAGUAAUUUCUUGGGUGUCUGAAAUUUUCAGGUUUCAUAGGUUACCUUACUGAUUCAAAUUCUCUUAUGUUAAUCCUGUUGAAAUUUUGAAUACAUUUUCAUUGCUUCUGAAUUCUGGUGGAAUGAAGUUACAGUAUGCUUUUUUAAAAUCUUGUAGUGCAGAUGCAGUGAAUUGGAGAAUGCUCUGUUGAACAGAGCUUUCUGCUUAGUCUUGUGAAGGAAACAUCUGAUAUACAUGGUGUUCUCUGUAGAUCGCCUUCAAAGCACUAAACUAUUCAAAUAUUGUUUGAGAUUUUUAAGAUCAUGUAUGAAAAGGUAACAAUUCAUAAAGCUGAAGCAAGUAGCUGUAGAGAUUUUUUUUCCUGUCCACAGGAAGAGAAGCUGUCAGAUGAUUAAGGAAUACCUGUAAAUCCUGAAAGUUGUGUAUGAAAAACUAUUUUUAUAUAUAUAUAGAAAUAUUUAAAAAUAAACCAAGUCAGGUUUGUAUAUGUAAAAUUGUUGACAUCAGUGAUGUCUUUUCAUAUUCUUAUCUGGAUAUAAAAAUACAUUCCGUAUUUUUCCAGAUUCUUUGUAGCCUUUGAAAGAUUUUUACAUACUUACAUCAUGAUUGAGGUGUCAUUUCUAAAAACAAGAGUGUAAUUUUCAUGACUUGUACAGUAUGGUAAACUUUUAUGAGAUCUUCAGAAGAGUCUGUCAGCUUCAUUUUAUUUUGCUAAAGCUUUUUUAUUAAAAGUAAUCAAAUCAUGUUUCAGAAAGCAGUAAAAAUGUUAAAUAUUUAAAAUUAACACCCAGUUAGGAAUACUGAAAACGUCUCUUGGGAUAAAUGACUUGGAGUUUUAGAGUUAGGCAUGAUGCUUUGAUUGCACAAGUGUUCUUGCUUUUUAAAAAAAUCCAAAUUUAUUUUUUAUGAUAACAGAACCUUAAAAUCAGCUAAAUGCUUUAAUGUGGCUAAAUCUUGUUAGCCAAAUUCAAACAUCACAUUAUUAUUUUUACAUUUCAGUGAGCACAGUAAAUUUAGGAAAUUGGUCAAAUGGUUCUGACUGCCUUGAUAAGGAACAAAUGCACAGUUUGUAGCCAGCGCUUGAACUAGUAUCCAAGGAAAUUUACUGGGAUUCAUGCUGCUUCUUGGGAAACAGAAUAGUCUUGUGAAUAGUCAUUAUUUCAUAUGUGAAUGCGCGCACACACACACACACACACACACACACACGAAUCUGCAGUAGUAUAAGGACUGGUAAUAUGUUCAGUUUUUUAAAAGGAAUUUGUUAGAAAAAUUUGAAAAUGUGCUUCGGCAUAUCCUCCAUGAUGGAGGUUUACAGCAACAGUUCCCUGAUAGCUUCAUACAGCCAUGUAAAGCGACUAAUAAGAAUAUUGCUUUUGUGUUGAAUCAAAUACUUUAAGUAAUCUAGCUGUCCCAGGGUUUGCUUUAAAAGUUCUGGCCACUCUGUUUCAAGUUGGUCUAAUUAUUAUGAUGGACUUGGCAAAAUAUUUAGUCAUUCAGCAUAUUUGGUCCUUGAUUAUGAAUCCCAAAUAGCUUUUUUAAGGUCAUCUGAUAUAAUUUCAUUGUAGACAUCACUGGAAUUAUUUAAAGAUUAAUUUAGCCCCCGUUUCCAUGAAAUGUUAUGGGUGAAUUCUGUAAAUUCACAAUACAGGGCUUAUAUUUAUUAUGUCCACAGCUUAAUAGCAGCGUAUUUCAGUUAAGUGUCAUUUGCAGAUGUAUAGAUUAAAUUCUUACUCUUGUAAAUCCCACUGCUUUAGGGAGCUCCAUGGUUGACAAAUUCCAGUUUUAUUAGUAUGGGAAUCCAAAGUUUUCAAUAGCCUUGUAUCAACAAUUGUCUUCAGAAAAUGUUUCAGAGCAAGGCAGUGCAAUGCUUUUAGAAAUCUUUGCAACCUAUUUUUCUGUUAAUUAUCUAUAUAUUUUGCAAGUUGGAGAUGACUGCAAAACAGUCCAUAGGAAAGUUUUUACGUAUAUUGUUCUCAGGCUUAUAAGUAAAAUAUAGCACUGUGUACAUGUUCAGAAAUUUUACUUGGAUCUUUAACCUUACCUUUAAAGGUAUGCCUAAGAAAAGUCCUGACAUUCCGUAAUCAAUAUGUAAUGCUCAGCUGUUCUUUAAGUAUUUAAUUGUAAUGUGCAUUUUCUUUAUGCAGGUGUUUAUAUACAAUAUUUUAUGUUCUUUAAAAAUGCGGCCACUAUAACUUGAUAAGACAUUGCACUAGUAGUACUAUUUAAAAGUCUAGUAAUAUAGUAACCUGUUCAAGAAACUUUCAAUACAGUUUGGAACAAAUUAAAAACUUCCACUUGUUUCCAAAUUGGAUUGAAUGUCAGUGCAGCUUGUGUACAGUACUUGUAUAUUUUUAAGCACUGUUGUGUCCAACUGGACAGUAUGUCCUGAUCCAUGAAGUGCAUUGUGUGCAGUCUGGUUCAAACCUUCAAUUCAACAGGUCUAACUGUUGGGCUUUAUAAAUGGUUGAAAGUGAUAUUUUGAACGAAGUUUUAAAAUUUGCAAAUUAGUUUUUAUAAAUUUUUCACAUAGUACUUUUGCACUGUUGGUAAUCCCUGUGACUCUUCCCUAGCUCCCUGUCUGCAAUUCUGGAAAAGCUUAUUAAAGUAUUUUUUUAAACAUAUGCUUAUAUAAAUACAAUUGUUGAAUAUUUUAA
Eublepharis macularius is the source of this 4276-nucleotide messenger RNA. It is a transcript of the gene MIER1, whose product is annotated as MIER1 transcriptional regulator. Gene Ontology annotation, biological process: negative regulation of transcription by RNA polymerase II. The transcript is spliced from 12 exons. Gene Ontology annotation, molecular function: histone deacetylase binding; transcription corepressor activity. The record is from RefSeq and is a predicted model, not a curated record. Gene Ontology annotation, cellular component: nucleoplasm. NCBI's taxonomy places the organism in Eukaryota, Metazoa, Chordata, Lepidosauria, Squamata, Eublepharidae. Bases 171 to 1601 code for a protein of 476 amino acids.